This is a messenger RNA of Pedinophyceae sp. YPF-701, 1311 nucleotides long. The record is from the annotation of a GenBank genome assembly. Lineage: Eukaryota; Viridiplantae; Chlorophyta; Pedinophyceae.
AUGCGCCGGCAUCAUCGCACGGCGUGGAAUGCCGCGCCCGCGCUGUCCGCCUGCUCCAGCUGUCGUCCGAGCGAUCGAGUGACUCCGCGUCGCAUCGCCUACGUUCGAGCUAGAGUGAAUGAAGCACAUGUGUUCGUGUUGUCCUCGCUCUCAAUCAUCUGCGGGCCGGCCUUGGUGAUCACCGCGCGGCUGCAUUCCCACCUCAUGGUGCAGGCCGCGAACGCCGAGGAAAAGACCGCAAUUGCGUCGGCAGCGCUAUCUGAGCGCGAUGGAAACGUGAGGGCGUCGGCGGGGGACUCGUUUCCGCCCCUCCCUGCCGCGAAGGUGGAGGAAUCAGGGAGGAAGGUGCACAGCCUGGCCUCCUCCCCGCACCGCAGCGCGGCCUGCGUGGGGAACGUCUCCGCCAGCCAGCCCCAUUUCGAGCGUCCCACGGAGCUGUCGAAGUCCCUCAACGCGGAUGAGUUCCACGACGCGGUGGAGGAGAUGGGCAGCGCCGCAGCUACCCCUCGCGCACCACCACCGCCGCACACCAGUGCCGCCGAGGGCGCUGCCUCCGACCACGGGCAGGCCGCAGCCGGCCGGUCGUUCGACGCGAAGAUCGAGGGCCAGUUCGUGGACCAGCAGAAGCGUCUGGCGCAGCUGUCGGCGCUGUGCCGGCAGCAGCAGGAGACGAUCAAGCGGAUGCGGGCCCACGAGGCGCGGCAGCAGACCGACAUGGCCACGCGCAUGAAGGCGAAGGAGGCCGAGUGCCGCCAGGCGCAGCAGGAGUGCGCGACGGCCAAGGCGCAGCUGCAGGACCUGCACGCGCGGUACCAGGAGAUGAAGCGGCGGUACACGGCGAGCAUUGGCAACGAGGCCAAGUGGCAGGGGCAGAUCGACGCCUUCGAGCAGUCGGCGCGGGCGGCGUUCGAGCAGGCGUGCAAGGAGCGGGACAACGUCGCGAAGCAGCUGGCGGACGCGCAGCUGAGCAUCGAGGAGCUGCAGAGGGAGAUUGUGCAGCGGGAGCGGGCGGCGACGGUGUGGGCGCAGGAGAGGCAGGCGGCGCAGGCAAAGCUGCAGGAGCUGCAGGGCCUGCAGUGCGCGAACCAGGAGCAGAAGGCGCGCAUGGACGAGCUGGUCCGGCGCGGCACGCAGGCGGAGAUGAAGGCCCAGGAGGCACAGGCCAAGGUCUCGGAGCUGACGCGGGCGCUCGGGGACUACACGGGCGAGAACAGGCGCCUCUCGAAGGAGUUGAUGGAGAAGAGCGCGCAGAACGAGGAGCUCAUGCGCUACUGCGAGCAGCUCAUGGAGCAGGUCCGUCAGUCGUCGUGA